This is a messenger RNA of Homarus americanus (American lobster), 920 nucleotides long. RefSeq lists its product as uncharacterized. The record is from RefSeq and is a predicted model, not a curated record. Bases 56 to 829 code for a protein of 257 amino acids. The transcript has 2 exons. Lineage: Eukaryota; Metazoa; Arthropoda; Malacostraca; Decapoda; Nephropidae.
UCUAGCAAAGACAGGUGGUGGUCCACCACUCAAAAUAUCGGAAGCUUCAGAAGAAAUGGUCUUGGCAUCAUCACUGAUGGGGGCAGAAUUGUCAAUGGCUGAUAACAUUUACGAGGCCUUCAGUAAACCAGUACAUGAAGCAAAUAAUACCUUAGAAAAUGUGCAGCUAGUAUUUGCCGAGGUGCUCGAGCAACCCAGUGCUCGUGGCAUGCGGAAGACUUCUGCAAGUGUACCUUCUGCUUCACUUACUCAGUCCUAUGAUCCACUUGUUUUACCUGGUCCAAUCCCAGGGCCAUCAUCUGUGUCUUCUGCACAAUUUACUGAAGUUUCAUCUACUGUUUAUCGACCUCUAUUUUCACCCUCUGUUCCUGUCUCACAAGUCAAUGUUCCUGCCUCACCAGUCAUUGCUCCUGCCUCACCAAACAUUGCUCCUGCCUCGGCAGUCAAUGCCCCUGACUCACUAUCGAGUGAUAUUGCCUCACCCCCUCCUGCUCAUGCUUCCAACCAACACCUUUAUUCAGUGUCCAGGGCAUCUGGUUCUCGGCCAAGGAGCAAACCAAGGCGAACUCGGAGGGUGACAAGUAUCUAUGAAAUGUGUAAUAAAAGACAAGAAGAGUUACAUAAAUCUAAGUUGUACAGAUUGAAUAGGGAGCAUGAGGAGGAAAUGAAACUGAAAAAAAAAAUGAUGUUAACACAAAAACUACAACAAACUGCAAUUGCAUGGAUUGAAAAGACACAUGAAAAAUUGAAUAAUUCUUUGGAUUUGUUAGAUAGUGUUUUAAGGAAAGCAGGAGCUGCAUAUGAUGCCAUGGCUAAAACAUAUGAAUGAUGUUGUAAUAUUUCAGAAAUUGGCAUCUAAAGUAAAAGUUAUUCGUUCUAUUUCUUACAUAUUCAACUAAUUUUAUUUGAAGGAAAUAAAC